Molecule: messenger RNA, 2437 nt
Organism: Pimephales promelas (fathead minnow)
Lineage: Eukaryota; Metazoa; Chordata; Actinopteri; Cypriniformes; Leuciscidae
Source: RefSeq, a predicted model, not a curated record
UUCAGCCCUGGUCAGCCAUUUUCUGCAGUUACACUGAGAGCGGAAGUCUUCGGGGAAGAGUAUCUUUAUUUUCAUUCUACCAAUCAUUCAUAUUUUAAAAAUGAGUGAUGUCGAGGAGACACAAUUCGAGGGGAGGGUAAGCAUUAUAGUUGUGUCAACCGUUCUGCACUUUACUUUCAAAUAUUCUUUCUUUCUUUUUUGCGGUAGCUAAUGCUCGAUUAGCGUACAGCUAACUUAAUCUUCCGCUUUCUUUUGUUUAUUUGCAAAUUAACUGAGCAGAUAGAUCAGCUGAUACAUACUUAUCGGUUAGUAAUUUGCAAAACAUUUAAUAUUUUGUCACUUUAGAGCUUAUGAGACCUGGCUAUACAAGGUCGAAUGUCAAAUAAAUGUAACUACGUUGUUUGUUUUUCACCAGCAUGUAACGUAUUUGUUUAAUAAUAUGUCCUUUUGGUAGCUAGUGUAUUACUUGCUCGUCUUAUAAUAGUACGUUACAGUUAUUAAAGUAGACAUUGAAUAGAAAUUUGUUAAUACAUGAUAUUUAAUUACUACCACAUUCACACAAUAGUAGUCUGUGUACUUUUGGUUUCUCUUUCCAACGUUUCUGAUCUUUCCCUACCUUCUGUCUCUUACAUCAUAUGAUUAUAUAACCAAACCAACAUCUGUAUUUCAAAAGGAGUGGUACAAUUUGAAUAGUUCAAUUCAUUUUUCUCCCUAAAUUUCCCAUGAUCUUAAUUGCUCUGAAUGUUCUUUUUUCAUUAAGGUUAUUGGUCGUGAAGGAUUUGAAGAGUUAAGGCCAAGAAUGUGGAAGAAUAUUCAAGAUAAAAGAAGGCUUUUACAGAGAAAAUGUUUACAGAGCAGACGGUUAAGUGGGAAGGGGAAAAAAGAACGGAAGAUCGGUCAGAUAGAAGCACGCUCGCAUUAUGUCUAAAGCAGAAAAAAGAAAAAAGGUUUCAGAUUGGGGUGAAGAAAUGAAAAGGAGAGGAAAAAUGAAAACUGAACAAAUGAAGACCGAAGAAUAAAAUGCCUGAGAGAAAGGAAUAGCCUAUACUGAAAACAGAAGAAUGAAUGAGUCAGAAUCCCGCUCACCAUCCAAAUCGGAGCGGGGCAGUCCUGUCCAACUCAAGAAUGAGAGCAGGUCUGGCUCUCCCAGCCCUUCCCGAGCAUCCAAACGUUCUGAAUCAAGAUCCCGAUCCCACUCCAAGUCCAGGUCCCGCUCUCGUCGGCAUUCGAAUCGCCGCUACAGCCGUUCUCGGUCUCACUCCCACCGGAAAAGGUCUCGUUCUCGCUCAUACAGCCCUGAAUACCGCCGCAGACGGAGCCAGAGCGCAUCGCCCAUGUCUAACCGCCGCAGACACGCUGGCAGCCGGAGCUCACACAGCCAUGACUCCAAAAAAGACUCGCACAGUCAUGGUGAUGCCAGGUUAAUGUCUCAUCAAAGAAGCGAUAAUGCCAAUCCAGACCCAAACACAUGUCUAGGUGUGUUUGGUCUCAGUCUGUACACAACAGAGCGAGAUCUGAGAGAGGUCUUCUCACGUUACGGCCCUUUAGCCGGUGUCAACGUUGUCUACGACCAGCGAACGGGGCGCUCUAGGGGGUUUGCCUUCGUUUACUAUGAGCGCAUCGACGAUGCUAAAGAGGCAAUGGAGCGGGCUAAUGGCAUGGAGCUGGAUGGAAGACGCAUCAGGGUGGAUUACUCCAUCACUAAACGUCCACACACACCCACACCAGGGAUCUACAUGGGUCGGCCCACACAUAAUGGAGGUGGGAGCAGCAGCAGCAGUGGUGGUGGUGGUGGUGGUGGCGGCCGAAGACGAGACUCAUAUAAUGAUCGUGGCUAUGACAGAUAUGACCGCUAUGACGAGUAUGAUUACAGAUACAGCAGGAGGCGCUCUCCUUCACCUUAUUACAGCCGGUACAGGUCCCGCUCAAGAUCUCGCUCAUACAGCCCACGACGAUACUAAGAAGAUCCUGAGGACUUCUUUCUUUUUGCCUGUUUGCAUCAAGUUAUACAUUUAUAAAAACAUGAAGUACAUGUAAACUCACUGUACUUGAGAGAUUUGUUUAAUAAAUGUCUUGAUUUGUAGACUCCCUAGUAUACAAGUUUAGGGUUUGUGGCGAUCAUAAAUACUGUCAUCAUAGGGUUUUAUGUGCGGGACUUCUUUUUUUGUUGUUGUUUGUGUAGUGUGCUCGUAUGGUGUGAUAUAAAUUUUCUUAAAAAACUGGGCAUCUUUUAGCGGGAAUGUAUGCUGUACUAAGAGUGUGUGAGUUGCUGUACAUUUGUGUGACAGAGCAUUGUGUUCUUGAGAAAGAAAGCUGAGAUUGCCUGUUUAUCUGUGACAUAAAAAAAACUUUAUUUUCAGGAUGAAUUUGUGUUGCUUUGUUUCUUUCUCAAGAAAUAAUGAGCUUAAAAAUAAAAUGUUUCUUUCUAUUCUGACAA